Molecule: messenger RNA, 1713 nt
Organism: Linnemannia hyalina
Lineage: Eukaryota; Fungi; Mortierellomycota; Mortierellomycetes; Mortierellales; Mortierellaceae
Source: the annotation of a GenBank genome assembly
AUGAGCACGACAGCCGCCACCAACAAGUCAAUCAGUCUACAUCCAGAAGUGGACAAGGCCGCUCAGCAGAUGGACCUCGAUCGCGAAAUAUCCCCCACCACCCCUCUCCAACGCGAGGAUCAAGAGAUGCAGGAACCUCAUCCUCACCCUCCCGUUAACCCAGAGGAACCCAGAUCGACCGAGCCCGCGUGUGAACAAGGACAGGCACCCGAUCGCGAUCCUAAAGACGCCACCACCUCUCAACUCCAAGAAAACGUCAGUAAACAGCCACAGCAGACCCCCGUGAGAAUUGAGCACAGCUAUCGGCACGGGAGCGUAGAGGAGACUCAUCGCCAGGUCGAUCGCCCUGACCUCAGUUACCAGCACGUUCAGAGCUACAGACACGACCAUGAACACCGUGCCAGGACACAGCCUUCCCAGCAGAGUUACCGAUAUGGACACGAGCAGCAACAACAACAGCAGGUGCAAGUCUCAUACCACUACGGACGUGACCAGGAUCGUAGCCAUAGUCACCAGAAAGAGCAACAAUCGUCCCCACCACCAAGUCAGUCAACACAGGAGCAUCCUCAGCAGCACCAGGAACAAACAAGCCAAGACCACUCGAUCCAAGAAGGAUCCAACCAGGACAAACAACAAGGCCGCGACACCUCUAUGCCAGUCUCUUCUGAGCCAUCCCCAAUCAUCAAGCAAUCUCCAGUAAGCACUCCACCUCCCUCUUUCUCUACCACGACUACUUCUGCUGUUGACCAAGAAGAGCUCCCAGAAGCAAGCCCAAGCGCGGAAUCUGGAGCUGUUUCUCAGAGCCGGCCAAUUGGGUCACCCGACGACCACCCGCGUGACGUCGAGCAAGACGCAACCAUGCUGAGCCCAGAACCGCGUCCUAAUAACAAGCGCCACUCCGUCAGCGACGAGCCUGACCCUGAAGAUCUUGUCGAUCCCAGCACCGAGGUGGGCGCUUCCUCGUCGUUAGAACACCCUGGCACUGGUGCCAGUGGCAGCGGAGGGAACGCUGGCCAUUCUGGUGACGAAUCGUCUGGUAGCCACCCGCGUUCGUCCAAGGCUGCUCGCAAGGUGCGCGAGCCUAUCAGAAAGAUCCCCAAGGUCUACCCACCACGCAAGCCUCGUGUCCGCCCAGUCGCUGUCGAGCAUCUUACCAUGACCAUCCGGACGGACUCUGCCUUGUCGACUCUGGCCAGUGCCGCUGUCGCGAUCAAGGAUCACCAGGGUCCUCUGUCGACCCUGUCGGUACCACCAUUGUCGCCUAACAUCCAUGCGUCGUCGUCAAUGUCACCUCCCAACCACCAUCAUCAUCACGAUGGCUCACCGUCGUCAUCAACGGGUACACCUAAGGUUCCUAUAGCACCAACGAGUACAGGAGGAGCAGCAGUAGGAGCAGGAGGAGGAUCACAGGCAGGAAGUCGCGGAGGUCGAGCAUCGAACAAGGCGAACAUCCCUCAUGAUGCCGGAGGAUACCGUUGUGAGCUCUGCCCCGGCGAGCGGUUUGGGCGCGUGCAUGACCUGAAACGCCAUCAAAUCUCAAAGCACAACGAGAUGACGUGGCCGUGCGACUUUUGUCACCGACCAUUUGUGCGUCGGGAUGCUCUGUUGAGACAUUAUGCGGUCAAGGCCUCGCGACGGGACGGUGUCCACCCAACAACACAAGAGGAGAGCCGAUUGCAAGAGGCUAAAGCCCGAGCCAAGCUCUUGUCGUAG